Messenger RNA from Vollenhovia emeryi, 1807 nucleotides. RefSeq names its product beta-1,4-mannosyl-glycoprotein 4-beta-N-acetylglucosaminyltransferase (gene Mgat3). Bases 384 to 1673 code for a protein of 429 amino acids. NCBI's taxonomy places the organism in Eukaryota, Metazoa, Arthropoda, Insecta, Hymenoptera, Formicidae. The transcript has 3 exons. Gene Ontology annotation, cellular component: membrane. Gene Ontology annotation, molecular function: beta-1,4-mannosylglycoprotein 4-beta-N-acetylglucosaminyltransferase activity. Gene Ontology annotation, biological process: N-acetylglucosamine metabolic process; protein N-linked glycosylation. The record is from RefSeq and is a predicted model, not a curated record.
CGUUGCAGCCAGUCAGCCUGAGUCAGGCAGCGACUAUCGACGGGACUAGAAGGUGUGCGCGGUGUCGCGCGUCGCCGGUCGCCGAUCGUCCUGUAGUCGCCGCGCCGUAAGACCCGACGAAGCCCCGAGAACUCGGGAUUGGCGCGUCCGGUGCGAUCAACGGCCACCGGCAAAUUAAAUGGCACGUCGCGCCGCGGUGACGUCACCGUACGAGCGUCACGGGCUCCUGGUGAGAUCAUCGUCGAGGGCGUCGUCGACGUCGGGCCGCACUAUGACGCUUGUGGGACUGUAAUCUCGACGAAGAUGUCUCAGACGGCUAGCGAGACUUGUCCUCGGGAGCGUAAGAUGAGAAAUUGAACUGUCCGAGCGCAGGGGUCGGUGCCAUGCAGGUCCGUCUAGACGGGAAGCUGGCGUUGCUGUACACUCUACUGAUCUUGCAAGUUCUGAUCGUUAUGAUCUAUGUCGCCACAACUCCACCGGCCGAGCUAGCUGCGUCAACGACUCGCGCGUCCGUCAGUUUCGUCAAGUUCGAAACGUCGCAGGAGCUGCACGUGAAUCAGGGCAAUCGUAAAAAGUCACCAAUCUACCAGACAAUCAAUGGGGAGGUAGCGUUGAAGGACGUCAAGACAUUUAGGCUGUUUGAGGUGUACAAUCGUACCGUGUGCUGGAAGUAUGGGGUGGACCAGCGUAAGAUGAAGAGCAACGAGCAUUUGGAAAGGUGUAUCUGCAAUCAGGGAUGGCACGGCCUGGACUGCGGACAGCCGGAGGUCGUGUGGCGGGCAAUCAUGGCGUCGAAGCAGAACGUCAGCCUGAAACGCCGCAGGACCGCCCGACACGUCAUUCACACCUUUUUCCUGAGCGACUACAACUCCGCGAUCGCCGAGGUGAUCGUGGAGGAACUCUACGACGUGGUGGACCUUUUUGUAAUAUGCGACUUUAACAACGCGGAGGACAAUUUCCGGCACAAACUGUCCAAGGGACUGCUGCAGCGGGAGCAAAAGAAGAUCCUGUACGUGAACGUGGCGACCAAGUCCCGCAGGCCGUCCAGGAUGGUAUCGAGAUACGUCUGGGACAAGAUCAGGAGCGUGGUGCAGAACUUAAGGGACGACGAUAUCUACGUGACGACGGAGCCGGAGCAGAUACUCAACUCCAGGGCAUUAAUGUUCCUCAAGGUGUACGACGGCUGGCCUCAGCCCAUCGGGUUUAGACUGAGAUGGUCGAUAUACGGCUUUUUCUGGCAGCAUCCGCUCAAGACAACGAUCACGCUCGGCGCGUACACCGUCGGCCUGAUGCGCAACGCCUAUCAGUCCAACUCGCUCGUGCUGCGGCAACAGUUGGACGGAGACACCAGCGAGAGAGAUAUCUUAGGAUUAGUCAUAGGGGACUUGAAUCACUACGGCGGCUGGUACUGCAACCUGUGCCAGGCGCCCGCGAACAUAAUUAUCGGUCUUCGCAAUAGAGUUGAGUCUAAGGAGAUUUAUAUCGAGAAGACUAUCGACGUGCCGUUCGUCGAGGACCUAAUAAGUAGCGGACUGUGGCUGGACGGUAAAACCGGUCUUCUCAGAGUCUCAAAGUCUAGGGAUUCCUAUUUCGCGCCAGAAGCGAUUCUCAACAACACGUGGAAGUACGACUGGCUGGUAGAGAAUUUUUACGCUAAACUAGAUUACUACUGACGUACUGGUCGCACCCGACUGUGAUAUUAACUCAUACUCGAUACUCAGUGUACACUAAUGUAAUAUUAUACUGAAUUUAUACACUAAAAUAUUACGUUGACGAAAUAUAAAUGUUAAAUGGUUUAUACAUAUAA